AUUGUGGGUAUCUUGAGUUCCCUUCUGUGUUAACAGUCAGCUGUUGCGGAGAAGUUUUUGACAGAUUUUCAGAAGUGCUUAAGAGAAGUCUUAUUUUUAGUAUCCGACUGGAGCCAGGGUUCCUGCGUCGACAAUAAGCGUGUUGCCGAAAAUUUCCGCCUGUUAAGGAAAACUUUUCGGUCUAUCCUGUAAGAAUGAGCCUGAACGAGCACUCCAUGCAGGCGCUGUCCUGGAGAAAGUUGUACUUGAGCCGAGCAAAGCUCAAAGCCACCAGCCGCACUUCGGCUCUCCUGUCGGGUUUCGCAAUGGUUGCCAUGGUGGAGGUACAGCUGGAGCGGGAUUAUGACUAUCCUCCUGGACUGCUCAUUGCCUUCAGCGCCUGCACCACGGUUCUAGUUGCCGUGCAUUUGUUUGCCCUCAUGAUCAGCACCUGCAUCCUCCCGAAUCUGGAGGCUGUCAGCAACGUUCACAACCUCAACUCAGUGAACGAGUCUCCCCAUGAGCGCAUGCAUCGCCACAUAGAGCUGGCCUGGGCCUUUUCCACGGUCAUCGGCACCCUCCUCUUUCUCACUGAGGUCAUGCUCCUGUGCUGGGUGAAGUUCCUGCCACUCAAAAGUACCACAGCGAAAAACAACGGCACCAUCAGCUCCGGCGAGGCAGCGGCCAUCGCGUCCACCUGCAUAAUGGUGCCGUUCGGACUGGUUUUCAUCAUCUUUGCCGUCCACUUCUACCGCACACUUGUCAGCCACAAAACGGACCGGCAGAUCCGAGAGCUGGACCAGGUUAUUCAGCUCCAGAAACUGCUGAAUCACAGGCCUGAGAAUGACGAGCUGAAGGCAGCUGGACAUUUCCCCUAACCUUAACCCAUUUAGCAUCGGUUUCAUGUGGAAUUCCCUUAUAAAAGCUUUAUUUUUAUGUUUGUAGACUGUGUUCUAAUGAGUUUAAAAGUAUGAGUACCAUGUGCUGAGCAAUGCAUGUCACAGCCCUUUGCUUUAUAUUGCAUGCUUAAAGAAUUUGCUUUACUUUUAUAUUGCAGGGAAUUAAUUUGUUUUUAGUUGCCAACACCCUUACAAGAUAAAACUGCGUAAUCUGUGAGUAAGAGGGUGGGCAUGAGGAUUAUGGCGUAGAGCGUGACCUUUUUUGAAAAGAUUCAAAAAAUGCCAGUUCUGAGAUGAAAACUAGGAUAAGGCGCAUCAAUAUUUCACUCAAAUUCAGUACGUCAGGCUGGUUGCAGACUUCAGUACCCAAUUUAUACCUCUGUUAAAGCACCAAGUGCUGUUUUCUUCUUAGAUAUGCCGAUAUUGCAGCAUUCACUUGUAGCAUGUAUCUUUUCCCCCAAGCAUAUUUCAACAUGACUUAGUUUCUGAAUGCUUUAUUAUCAGAUUUGUUUCAGCAAGACAAAAAGUUAUCAGGAUUAUUCUCUGGAAUUUACAUUUAGCUUUUUUCAUAGUAUAGUAUCCUGAAAUUACCAAAGAUCCUAUUUGAGGAAAGACAUUCAACAGUAUACUAAAAAAGUACAUAGAAAGGUUCUUCAGUAUUUCUAGUUCAAGGCAGCGUUAAAUAGAGAUGCCUUCUCUGGACCAUACUGAUUUCCGAUAAUGUUCAAAAAGAGUGCAUCAAAGUAAGAAACCCUUGACCUGCCAAUCAACAAUCAUUCGAUCAAGGUCAAAUCAGCUAAUUCUGACCUAUUGAUUGAUGCAUCUCUAAUACUAAACUUUAAAUAAGUUUAAUAUCACUAACUGUUAAACAUAGAGGGAAAUAAAUACGUUAUUGUGGAAAAAAGUGUUUUUUUCUCAGGAGUAUUUAAUUAAGAAUUAGGUAUAAACGUAUCAAACCUCAUUUUUCUUCAUUUUCUCAGUUCCAUACUGUUUUUUUAAUCAAAUACUGUAAAUCCAGAGCUGGUGACUGGCUUUGGAAAAAGCAUUUUUGAACUACGUUUGCAUAGCAUUACAUUUUUAAAAGUGUUCUGUGCAAGUUUGACUGUUUUGCACAUUUAAUGUAGUAGAUUACAAGCUGAAGUAUUGUUUCACAUUAUGUUGCAGAUAGCUUUUUUGUUUAGAAUGUAGUUUGUGCUAUUCAUGUCCCACGGCACAUCGACGAGUCCUUCAACUUGGCUGAGACCAUUGUUGUCUCUCUGUAACAAAGCUGCAUGAGAUAUUAUCAUUACAAAGAGUUACUGUUGCACUUUUAAUAGUUUCUUGGAAUGUUGUCACACUUUUCUGUUGAUUUCAAAGUUAUGCUGUAAUUUGAAUAUUAUAGUAUCAGUUAUGUAUGCAUUGCUGACAGCCUGCCUAUAGUUUGUACAGAGCUAGGCGAUUGUCUUGCUGGUCAUUAUGGUGUCAAAUAUUCCUGAUCAGAUUUAAUUAUCACUUUGUCAUUUAGUCAAACAGCAGCAACUGCCUGGAAAAGACCAGUCUUACCAAUUGUCUGGUUGCAAGGUAAUUACUUCUGAGCUCAUAAAAAGUGAUCAAAUCAGAAGGCAUUGUUCCAUUAUACAUUUUUUUUAGAAAAACAACAAUGCAAGCUUUAGGAUCUGUUACUUUGAUAAAGUUUUGUGCUUAUUUAUUAAAUUGAGUUACUACCACUGUAUGUUUGAAAGUACAGCUUAAGGAUACAGUUCAAUAAAUGCAGCAUUUCCA
Molecule: messenger RNA, 2639 nt
Organism: Girardinichthys multiradiatus
Lineage: Eukaryota; Metazoa; Chordata; Actinopteri; Cyprinodontiformes; Goodeidae
Product: calcium release-activated calcium channel protein 1-like
Exons: 2
Coding region: 195-857 (220 amino acids)
Biological process (GO): store-operated calcium entry
Cellular component (GO): membrane
Molecular function (GO): store-operated calcium channel activity
Source: RefSeq, a predicted model, not a curated record